AUGAGAUGUCUUCCUCAUCUGUUUCUUACAACAUUUUUUCGUAUAUACACCAUGAACCUUUCCCAUGAAAAUCUUUUAGAGAAGGAGAGUGUGAAAAAUGCUGUUUCAAGACUAAGUGGAAUGAUAGUUAACAAAGGUAGUAAUCUUUUGAAUGGCUAUUCCAAAUCCCUUUAUCUUUCCAAGGCAAAGGAGGAGGAAAGUGAGGAAGAAUCAUCAAAAGAUGAUAGUAGUAGUGACUCGGAGGAAGAAAAAGAUGACAGCGAGAAAGAGGAGGAUAAUGAAAGUGAUGAUGACGAUGAAGAUGAAGAUGAAGAUAGUUCUUCCGGUUCUUCUGGGGGAAAAAAGGAUCUUGGAAAAGCCGCCCUAGAGGGAGCUCUGACUGGACUAGGUGAUACACCACAAGGAAAAAUGGUUAAUAAUGUUAGAAAAUUAUUCCCAUUUGGAUAG
Encephalitozoon intestinalis ATCC 50506 is the source of this 447-nucleotide messenger RNA. RefSeq lists its product as uncharacterized. The record is from RefSeq and is a predicted model, not a curated record. The transcript has a single exon. Bases 1 to 447 code for a protein of 148 amino acids. Lineage: Eukaryota; Fungi; Microsporidia; Unikaryonidae.